Hibiscus syriacus is the source of this 378-nucleotide messenger RNA. RefSeq lists its product as uncharacterized. Lineage: Eukaryota; Viridiplantae; Streptophyta; Magnoliopsida; Malvales; Malvaceae. Bases 1 to 321 code for a protein of 106 amino acids. The record is from RefSeq and is a predicted model, not a curated record. The transcript is spliced from 3 exons.
AUGAUUACGUGUACGCUUAUAUUUUUCGGCGAUGUUGAGUUCGACUGGCGUCCGCAAAAAGACCAAAUAUCUUCCGCGGCUAACGGCGUUAAUGGUCGGUUGUACUUUUAUGAUGUUCUUGCCGAUUAUUAUGUUCGAGUACCCGUUCGUGGAAAGCCUAUCAUUGAUUUGAUUGUUCAACUGUGGAGCCAGUCAUUUGCAUCUCACAUUUUUGCCCUGCUAUUCCAUAAUUGGUUAUUUGAAGUUCAACUGGAUGAUGCAGAUGUUCAGCUUCGUUAUGCUUCUGCACUUGUUCAGGGUGCAGCAAAUGUUUUCUGGUAGGAAAUUAAAUUUAUAAUGCUUGAGUGGGAAUUUUCUUUUGUCCAGUUUCAACCUAGU